Molecule: messenger RNA, 1288 nt
Organism: Cucurbita pepo subsp. pepo (vegetable marrow)
Lineage: Eukaryota; Viridiplantae; Streptophyta; Magnoliopsida; Cucurbitales; Cucurbitaceae
Biological process (GO): glucose metabolic process; beta-D-galactose catabolic process via UDP-galactose, Leloir pathway
Molecular function (GO): aldose 1-epimerase activity; carbohydrate binding
Source: RefSeq, a predicted model, not a curated record
UUUCCCCACUUUUCUUCUUCUUCUUCCAUUUCGAUGCUUCUCUUUAUAAGGUCGCUGAAGCAGAUAUGGAGGAGGGCAAAAUCGCUUCACUCUUUGGCAAAUAUGGGCAAGUUUUUUCUGGGGUUGUUCUGUGUUAUUGCUUUAGCUGCUUUUGGGAUUGCUAAUGCCUCUGAGAAGAAGCGGGAGAUUGGGAUUUUUGAGCUCAAGAGAGGUGACCUUUCAGUGAAAUUUACCAACUGGGGUGCCACUAUUGUGUCUGUUCUUGUACCAGACAAGCAUGGGAAGUUGGAUGAUGUUGUUCUUGGGUAUGAUUCUAUUCGGGAGUAUCAGAACGACACGACGUAUUUUGGUGCGAUUGUUGGACGAGUUGCAAAUCGAAUCAGUGGCGCGAAAUUUACUCUGAAUGGAGUUCUACACAAGCUGAUUGCUAAUGAAGGCAACAACACACUUCAUGGUGGUACUAGAGGCUUCAGUGAUGUUGUCUGGAAAGUAACCAAGUAUGAGAAAAGUGGUAGCUCUCCUCAAAUCGUUUUUUCCUACCGCAGUUUCGACGGUGAAGAAGGUUUUCCUGGUGAUCUAUUGGUGACUGCCAAUUACACACUCAUAGCAAACAACCAACUGAAGUUAACAAUGAAAGCCAAGGCUCUAAACAAGCCUACUCCUGUAAAUCUAGCUCAACAUACAUACUGGAAUCUUGGUGGACAUAACAGUGGCGACAUUUUGUCGAAUCGUCUUCAGAUCUUCGGAUCCCGAAUCACGGUUGUCGAUAACUAUCUGAUUCCAACUGGAAAGUUAGAAUCUGUGAAAGGAACUCCAUAUGAUUUUCUGAAGCCCCAUAAGGUUGGAAGCAGAAUAAACAAGCUUCCAAAAGGGUACGACAUGAACUACGCGCUCGACCACGGCACCGGGGACGAAAAGGUGAAGAAAGCAGCAGUGGUGCAUGACGAGAAGUCGGGACGGCUGUUGGAGGUAUCGACAAAUGCUCCUGGGGUUCAGUUGUAUACAGGGAACUAUAUAAAGGACGUGAAGGGGAAGGGGGGGUUUGUGUACCAAGCUCAUGCAGCGCUUUGUUUGGAGACACAAGGAUAUCCUGAUGCAGUGAACCAUCCCAAUUUCCCUUCAACCAUUGUGACUUCUAAGAAGCCUUACAAUCACAUUAUGCUGUUUAAGUUCUCAGCUAAGUGAAGUGUUUUUACUCAUGUAGCUUUGAAAAUAAGGUUCCUCUUCUUUCUACCCGAAUCUUCGAGGUUGAAAAUAAACAAAACUCGUUCCCGUUCAUGUUCAUGUU